AUUUCGCGGGAGAUCCGCAGCAGCCACAGAGACUUUUAACUUUCAACACGAAGUUUAACUUUAACUUUAACUCUUCUCUAAAGUAACACGAUGAGUCUGUGGGUGGAUAAGUACCGACCGACGGCUCUGGGGAAGCUGGACUUUCACAAGGAGCAAGCGGCUCAGCUCAAGAACCUGGUUCAAUGUGGCGACUUCCCACACCUGCUGGUGUACGGUCCAUCGGGGGCCGGGAAGAAGACCCGCAUCAUGUGUCUGCUGCGGGAGCUGUACGGAGCCGGCGUGGAGAAGCUUCGCAUCGAGCACCAGACCAUCGUGGCUCCUUCAAAGAAGAAAAUUGAGAUCAACACAAUAGCCAGCAACUAUCACUUGGAAGUCAAUCCCAGUGAUGCAGGAAACCAGGACCGUGUGGUGAUUCAGGAGCUGAUUAAAACUGUGGCUCAGUCCCAACAGAUCCAGUCGAGUACCCAGAGAGAGUUUAAAGUGGUAUUGCUAACGGAAGUGGACAGACUCACGAAGGAUGCUCAGCACGCUCUGCGUCGCACCAUGGAGAAGUACAUGUCCACCUGCCGCCUCAUCCUCUGCUCCACCUCCACCUCCAGAGUCAUCGGGCCAAUCAGGAGCCGUUGUCUGGCGAUCAGGGUUCCUCUGCCCAGCACGGAAGAGGUCUGUGGUGUUUUGACAUCAGUCUGUAAAAAGGAGGGUUUGUCCCUCCCGCCCGAGCUCGCCAAGCAAAUCAGUGAGAAGUCGGGUCGCAACCUCCGCAAAGCUCUCCUGAUGUGCGAGGCCUGCAGAGUGCAGCAGUAUCCGUUCUCAGUGGACCAGGAGGUCCCAGUGACGGACUGGGAGGUGUACCUCCGAGAAACAGCCAACGCCAUCGUCAGCCAGCAGAGCCCUCAGAGGUUGUUGGAGGUCCGAGCCCGACUCUACGAGCUGCUGACUCACUGCAUCCCUCCUGAGAUCAUCAUGAAGGGACUGGUGACGGAGCUGCUGAGCAACUGCGAUGGUCAGCUGAAGACCGAGGUCGCUCACAUGGCGGCUUACUACGAACACCGGCUGCAGCUGGGAAACAAAGCCAUCUACCACCUGGAGGCCUUCACUGCCAAGUUCAUGGCCAUCUACAAGAAGUUCAUGGAAGACGGCCUGGACGCCAUGAUGUUUUGAUUCUGGACUUUAUUACUGUUACUUAUCUUGAAGUUGGAGAUCAACGGCACUAGCAGUUCAUUUGUUUUCUCUUUGCUUAGACAAGACGAAUAUCAUCGGACAGAUUUACAUGAGUGUUCUGUUAGGCACUGUGGCGACCCCAGUUUGUGGCUUUAUGCCCAAAAAAAAUAGCACUGGACAGUUUGUAAUCCUUCACUCUAGUGGUGUGAGAUACAGAUCAUACGUAUCACGUAGCCAAAGAGAGAAGCUUCGAUAGUGACUGUAAGUAGGAAAUAAUCUGCAUUAAAAACAUACUGCAAGGACAAGAAAUAUCCUCUGAACAGUCGACACUAGAAGAUUUACAAUAAAAAUGAUUUGUUAAUAAACAUGUAAAAAGUC
Messenger RNA from Limanda limanda (common dab), 1539 nucleotides. RefSeq names its product replication factor C (activator 1) 3 (gene rfc3). The coding region runs from base 91 to 1161 and encodes 356 amino acids. The transcript is spliced from 9 exons. Gene Ontology annotation, cellular component: nucleus; DNA replication factor C complex. NCBI's taxonomy places the organism in Eukaryota, Metazoa, Chordata, Actinopteri, Pleuronectiformes, Pleuronectidae. The record is from RefSeq and is a predicted model, not a curated record. Gene Ontology annotation, molecular function: ATP hydrolysis activity; DNA binding; DNA clamp loader activity. Gene Ontology annotation, biological process: DNA-templated DNA replication; DNA repair.